GCCUGAACCCACUCACACCAACCCCCGGACCGGACUAGCCCCAAUCGAGUAUACCUGCAAUUAAAUCCCAUUUCGCACAACAAAGCUGAGGAGAAGGAAGCGCUGCGUUGUACCGUUGGAGUCCCUCGUUUGGCUCGUGCCUCAGUUCGGUCCCCUGCCCUUCCACCCUCAGCCCGUCCGUCGGUUGGUACGCUACUCGCCUCGCUCCCUAUAUAACUGUCACACCCCCUCCAGCUCCCCCACAGCCUGGUCUCCUAGAGGUAUACCCUAUCCUUUUGUUUCCUAAUUAGCUAUACUGGUCGCUAUCUAGCAGUGCCUGUCAUGGCUAUUGGCAACAUCUACGUGAUUGCUGGCGUCGCCGUCAUUGGCGGCGCCCUCUUCGGCUUCGACAUUUCGUCCAUGUCUGCUCAGCUUGGUGAAGCUUCAUACACCUGCUACUUCAACCAACAGGGACAAACCGAAGAUGGCUGUGGUGGUCCUCACCCUCUUACCCAAGGUGGUAUCGUUGCCGCUAUGGCCGCCGGUUCCUGGAUCGGUGCCCUCAUCUCUGGUUUCCUCUCUGAUCACUUCGGCCGCAAGUACACCAUCAUGAUUGGUUGCAUUAUCUGGCUCAUUGGUUCUGCUAUCUGCACUGCUUCCGUCAACAUUGGCAUGCUCAUUGUUGGCCGUAUCAUCAACGGUUUCUGUGUUGGUAUUGAGUCCGCUCAAGUUCCCGUCUACAUUGCUGAGCUUGCGCCUCCCUCCAAGCGUGGUCGCUUCAUUGGCUUCCAGCAGUGGGCUAUUACUUGGGGCAUUCUCAUCAUGUUCUACAUCUCGUACGGUGCCUCGUACAUUGGCAACAACAAGCCCGACGACUACAGCACCACUGCCUGGCGUCUCCCGUGGGGUCUCCAGAUGCUGCCCGCCGCCCUCCUUUUUGUUCUCAUGAUCCCUCUGCCCGAGUCUCCUCGCUGGCUCGCCCGCAAGGACCGCUGGGAGGAAGCUCGCACCGUUCUCGGUCUUGUUCACGGAAAGGGUGACCCCAACCACCCCUUCGUCGCCUACGAGUUGCAGGACAUCAAGGACAUGUGCGAGUUUGAGCGCCGCCACGCCAACGUCACCUACUUCGAUCUCUUCACCCCUCAGAUGCUCAACCGUACCAUGAUUGGUGUUUUCACUCAGAUUUGGUCCCAGCUUUGCGGCAUGAACGUCCAGAUGUACUACAUCACCACUGUCUUCACCAUGGCUGGCUACACUGGCCAGACCAACCUCCUCGCCUCCUCCAUUACCUACAUCAUCAACGUCUUCAUGACCAUUCCUGCUCUUAUCUGGAUGGAUAAGUGGGGUCGCCGUCCUACUCUGCUCGCCGGAUCCGUGCUCAUGGCUCUCUGGAUGUUCACUGCCGCUGGUCUUCUUGCUGUCCACGGUGUUCCCCAGCCCAAUGGUAUUGGUGGAGAUUUGUCCAAGUCCAUGCUCGUGUCUGGUGCCCCCGCCAAGGCUCUCGUCGCUGUCACCUACCUCUUCGUCGCCUCGUUUGCUCCCACCUGGGGUCCCGUCUCGUGGACUUACCCCCCUGAGCUGUUCCCUCUCCGUCUUCGCAGCAAGGGUACCUCGCUGGCUACCUCUGCCAACUGGGCCUUCAACACUGCUCUCGGUCUCUUCGUCCCUGUCGCUUUCCAGAACAUCACCUGGAAGACCUACAUCAUCUUCGGUGUCUUCAACGUCGCUGCCUUUAUCCACGUCGCUUUCCUCUUCCCUGAGACUGCCGGCAAGACUCUUGAGGAGACUGAGGCUAUCUUUGAGGACCCCAACGGCAUCAAGUACCUCGGUACUCCUGCCUGGAAGACCAAGGUUGCCACCAGUGCCACUCGCUACGCCGAACGUGGUGAUCUCGAGGCCAAGCGCGCUCUUGACGAAGAGAAGCCCCGUCUCGAAGACGCACCUGCUACCACCACCCCCACCGCCUAAAUGGGUUUGCACGAACAAGAGCGGAACCUAUAAAUACGUGUCGACCACUCGCUUGAGUGGAGUAUAAUUUGUUUAUUGUCCGUAAAGAUUGUGACGUUAAUGUCGUUAGUUACGAUCAUGUUAGACGCCUUGAUACCAAUAUUGAGUUUAUUUUGAUUAUUGCACUUUGUUCAAUUCCUAUAAAAUGUGAAUGUCAAGUGAUGUAAAUACAUAGCCCCAAACGCCGUAAUCAUGUUGUGUCAUGUAAGUCGUUCCCGUCGUCAUUUUCCACAUUGCUUGCAAGAUCCCAUUCAAUCCACCGUCGAAUUACACGGUCAACCUUCCUAACUGCCUCACGUUUUACCUCCACCUCAAACCAUUCGCGAUGCUCUCUCCCGCAUGCUUUGCAGCUGCCAAGAGAUGCUUUCAUGCCAAGACCUGCCAACUCGAUAUGGAUCAGCCUCUCUACGCGCUUACAGUGUGGCGUUUGGCCAUCUGAUAGGCCUUGUGGAUAAUAUCUUAGCACCUGGACUUCGUAGCCGCAUUGUCGCUGCCACUGGUUCAUUCGGCGCUGAACAUUCGCUGCACGGCCAAUUUUCAGCAGCAUGGUCUUGGAAGACGAAUAUGCCGAGACGGACGACGCGGCAUCUCCCGAAUCAGAGUCCGAGUCGGAGUUAUCAAUCAACGACUGUGCUGCUGCAAGCGGUGCCGUGUUUGUAGGCGUCAGCCAGAACAUGUAUAUGUACCCAGGCUCUUCUGCAUCAACGUAUGGCCGCGCCAGCUCAGUGAGCAGAGAAGAAGCAGUGGCGGCGGGCAGAUUAUUUGAGAUGAGAGAUUUGAGACGCGCGGUAUGUGAUUUGGCAGUAUGUAGUCGUGGUCGCCCAACCACAAUUUGCGGAGGACUCUGGUACUUUGGUGAGGCGUAGUGCUGAGCUGGAGCAGAGGAGACACGGCGGGGAGAUGUCGUUGGUCGGGGCCGUAGCGGUUGGUCGGCAAUUUCGUCAAUCGGGAUAGAAAAACAGCACAAUUGCAGACUGCUUGAUUGUUUCUUUCGCGAUGCAGUAGGCCGUCUAGGGUCCUUUUCGUUGAAGCCGUCGGGAUAUCGAUGUGCACGCUUGACUUGCCGCACUGCAGCUGGCGGUGGCCUCUUCUUUUCCUCCAGGUCCACCAAACCGAGCCUAUCCGCCAGAGUAUCAAUGCUAGUUCGCUCUUCGCGGAUAGGUUUCAUGCUUGGUUUAGGUCCCGGACUCGAGGCAGCUGAAUGAACUGCUUGUUCCUUGUGCUGCCAGCAGUACAGGCUUUCAUCGGAAAGGUCGAGCUUGGAGCGUUUGCGUGGCGGUGUAUUGCCUGUCGAUACAGAGCGGCGACAGGGCCGGCCAGCCGACGUGAUACCGCGACAUGUCGAAUUGGGAUCUUUGGAGUCGGAUCUGGCGAGGAGAGACUCGGGAGUAUUGGCGACGAAGGGCAUGGUGCCUUGUUCACGAAGAAGCGAGGUUAUGCAUUGAGAGCUGGCGCCGUAGCGGCUCAGGGUGUCGUGUGCUUUUUGAGACAAUAAUGAGACCGGACAAGUAAAUAAACAAUAAGUUUUGUAGGCAAAUUCUGUUUAGCUUAAGCCCUGUAUAUACAAAAGACAAGCCGUUGUGGUUUUGUUU
Molecule: messenger RNA, 3578 nt
Organism: [Torrubiella] hemipterigena
Lineage: Eukaryota; Fungi; Ascomycota; Sordariomycetes; Hypocreales; Clavicipitaceae
Source: the annotation of a GenBank genome assembly